CCCUCCCAUAGGCACUGUGACAAAAAGGUUUCGCGGAGUUGUCGAAUCUAAGGGCCCUCCCUCCUCUCACUACUCCCCCUUUUCCCCUCUUCCACUCUUCCACUCUUCGUGGGCGCCCCCAGGUUACCUUGGCACAUGUCUUCCCGCUUAGGAGUGAGAGACCGUUGGGAAUUUCUAAGCUCCACCCACCCCUUUACAGCAUGCGCGUUCCUGACGUCGUGUUCUAGCAGGUACCGUAAACUCGUCGCACCCACCUAACGGAGGCUCAACUCUACUCGACAAGCUGAGCUCCAUCAAGGACGCCCCGGGCACUGGUCCCAGGCACCCUGUUUCGCCCCUUGGUUCCCGCGGCAUCUUGUGCGCGCGCGCGAGAGAGAUUGAUAUAGGUAUGCAUAUCUAUUUUGCCAUGUUAUUUCUAUGUGCGUAUAUAGGCAGAGGCAGGGAGGCGCACACACGAGCAUGCACAUUUAUGUGUGUGUGUGUGUGUGUCAUGACGACGAGUCCAUGGGCCGCACUGAUGCUGUCGCCGCGUCUAGCCCUCCUACGGCAUCGUCGCGAUCUCUUGGUUGGGUUGCCUCUCUGGUGCGGAGAAGGGAGUCUGCGUAGUGUUCCCCUGGCACGCCUGUUCGGGCUCCGAUGUGGCACGUCGACUCGAGGCAGCCUUCGUGAGAUGGGGAGGUGGGCGAGGGCUCAAAGUGGACAGGUGCCAUCACCAGGAAAUCCACGCCGCGCUUUCUCUACCUCGCUGUUUCGCGCUGUACACGUAAGGGCAUGUAGCUUCCUACGUAACACGGCGCCCCGCUCGUGGCUGACCUUAGCGGAGUCCGUCUUACCACGUAGGACACGUAACCCUCCUCGACACGUCCGUCAUCUUCUAACACAAACAGGCGGCAAAGGUAGAUGUCAACACCUUAUCCAGGCCGGAGCUGGACCAGCAAUUGACCCGGAGCACUGAGCCGGCUGUGGCGAUUCCGAGCUUUGCCCUCCAAGCCGGGAGCGUUCGGCU
Messenger RNA from Durotheca rogersii, 1006 nucleotides. RefSeq lists its product as uncharacterized. Lineage: Eukaryota; Fungi; Ascomycota; Sordariomycetes; Xylariales; Xylariaceae. The record is from RefSeq and is a predicted model, not a curated record. The transcript has a single exon. The coding region runs from base 389 to 955 and encodes 188 amino acids.